GCCCCCUUCGUGUUGCAAUCAGACGACGGGGCGUGGCCUACUUUGCGCCACGCCUCCUUAUUUGCAUCGCCGUUGCCUUUCUCGCUCCCGCGCAUGCGCAACUGUCACUUCCGCCAGCCGGUGGGGGCUUCCGGGUCCGGCGGUGAUUGGAGCGACUGUGGUGCUGAGGGAAGCAGCUGCUCUGCUGGACCAUGAGCCCCUUGAGGGAGAGGAACUGACCGGAUGGAAGAUCAUUCUGGCUUGGAGGGAGAUUUCCACAAUCCCAUCAUUACGCUUGUGUCCUUGUGGACUUGGCUGUGGCUUUGAGAAGAUGUUUGCCAAACUGAAGAAAAAGAUUGCCGAAGAAGCGGCGACAGCUCCGCGAGGGGUGGCCAGGAUGCCCAGAUCGGUCAGCAAAGAGUCCAUCACGUCCAUGGGAGCGGAUUCAGGGGACGACUUUCCUUCUGAUGGAAGCAGCUCCAGAGAGGACGUCUCCUCUCAGUUGUUACGAAGAAAUGAUCAGAUACGGAAGCUGGAAGUCAAGCUGUCUGAUUAUGCCGAACAGGUCCGAAACCUGCAGAAGAUCAAGGAGAAACUUGAGAACGCUUUAGAGACGCAUCAGGACUCCUUUGUGAAGAAACUCCAAGAGCAGAAUGAGGCCCAUCAGGCUAGCACUGCCAAGAUGGCAGAAGGAAUGGCCCUGGCGCUGGAGAAGAAGGACCAGGAAUGGAAAGAGAAGCUGUCUCACCUUGAAAAGGAGAAGAAGCUCCUUCUGGCCCAGCUGCAAGAUAUGAGAGAGCAGAGCUUGAACCUCUUCCAGAAAAGGGAUGAAAUCGAUGAGCUGGAAGGCUUCCAGCAGCAGGAGCUGGCAAAAGUGAAGCAUAUGCUUUUGAAGAAAGAAGAGCUGCUGGCCCAGAUGGAGCAAGAGGUGGCAAGGGCCCGGGAGGAGCUCCAGGUCUCCCAUGCAUCGGCCUCCAACCUGGCGGAAGAACUGCAGCAUCUGAAAGAGCAACAUGCCGACCUGCAGGCCGAAAGGGCCGAGCUCCGAGAUGCAGCGGAGAGCGCGGAAAGCAAGAUCUCCGUGUUAGAGCAGCGAAGCCAUGAACUCCAAGGCUACAUCCAACAAUUAUCAGUAAAUCUACAAAAGGCUCAGGGCGCUGCCUGUGGUUGUGAAAAGAAAUUGGAAACCUUGCAGGGAGAGCACGGCUCUCUGAAGCUGGAGUACGAACAGCACAAGCAAAAGGUGGCUAUUGAAGUGGAGGAGAAAAGCCAGCUUGUGGGCCACUUGCAGGAGAAAGUGACCAUCUUGGAGAAGCGGUUAGAAGGGAACCUCUCUGGCGAUGAACAUAUUUGGGACCUGCUCAGAGAGAAAAGUGCUCUAGAACAGUGGUUAGAAGAUGCCCGGCAGCAGCUCUUGGCAGCAAGGACCAGCCACACAGAGAGCGUGAGCCAGCUGGAGACUCAGAUCAACCAGCUGAAUGGCCAACUGGCCGAAGGGCAGGCGCACCUGAGCGAGAGGGAGGAGCGAGUGCGCAGUCUCCAGGAAAACAGCGCACAACAGCAGAAAGAUCUUGAAGACGCUCUCCAGCUAGCCAAUGAGGCCGCUACGAAAAGCAAGGCAGAGGUCGAGGAGAGAGAGCUUCGCAUUCAACAGUUGCAAGCGGACCUGGAGUUGGGGAGGAUCAAUUGGGAGGAAAGCCUUUCCGCUGCCCAGCAUCACUGUGCAGAACAAGUGGCAAAGCUGGAGGAGAAGACUGAGGCCCUCGUGGCUGCGCAAGAGUCCGAAAGGGUGGCUUCCCAGCACAGAAUUAGGCAAUUAGAAAAUAAAAACGAAGAACUUACCAUCAGAUGUAAGGAUGUAGAAAAGUUAACGACUGCACAAGAGUCUGAACUGGAGAGACUAAAGGCAGAACUGGGCAGGAGUGCCGAAAUGGCCCAAACUCAGGAGGAGACACAGAAGGAGCUGCAGCAACAGAUUGCAGAUUUGACGUCAUCGUUAAAAGAGAAAGAUCGGCUGAUUGCGGAAAAAACAGGCCAGCUUUUGAAAGAGGAAGAAGAGCUGACGCACUUAAGGCAAGGCCACGAUGCGCUUGUGCUGCAGGUCCAACAGUUGCAGUCCAGUCUCAAGCUCUGCCAGCGUCAGGCUGCCGAACGGGAAACCGAGGCAGAAGAGCAGAGGAGCGCAUUGCAAGCCCAGCUGCAGGAACAGCAAGAGUGGCUGACGGCCAGCGAGAAGCAAGCAUCCUCAGCCUUGAAAAAGCACUUGCGUGCCUCCGAAGGUGGAGAAGCAGAAACCAAUGGAGAGGUGGACGCCGCUGAUGUGGUUCAGCUCCAGAAGGAGAACAGAGACCUGGAGCAGCAAAUCGUGGAGAAGAAUAAGAUGAUAAAGCAGCUCCAACAAAGGAUGGCGGAACUAAAGAAGACCUUGCAGAAAGAGUUGAAAAUCAAGCCUGAGGCCGAGGUCCCCGAAGCACCCGCUCCGGCCUUGACUGUGACAAACAACUCAGAUCUGAACGACUCCCGAGAGAUAAACUUUGAGUACCUGAAGCACGUGGUGCUGAAAUUUAUGUCCUGCAGGGAAUCAGAGGCAUUCCAGUUGAUCAAAGCCGUCUCAGUGUUGCUCGGCUUCUCUCAAGAGGAAGAAAACAUGCUCAAGGAAACGCUGGAGUACAAGAUGUCCUGGUUUGGGUCCAAGCCGCCUCCCAGGGGCAGCAUCCGGCCUUCCAUCUCAAGCCCAAGGACCCCCUGGUUAUAAGAGGCCCUGCGGAUGUGCUCCCGAAUCUGCCUCAAGUUGCUUUUAUUUUGUUUUUCUACAAAAAAAGGAUGCUGCAUCCACCGAGGUCUUAACUUGCUUUCACCACAGUAUUUUAUAUGAAAAACUUGGGGGGGGGGGGGGGUGUUUACAAAGAAUGACCUUUGGGAAUCACAAAGGUCCCACAGAGGCUUUGUGGUGAAGGUCACUGUUAGAUAUGGGAAGCAACCUGCUGCAUUGGCGUCAUUCCCAUCAUCCCCUGGAAAAAAAAUGGGAAGUGGCUUUCUCUUACCUUGUUAUGAACACGCCUUCCCGGUGAUUUCAACCUCUCUGGAAACAGGCAUCCUCGACCUCCAGCUGGGAAAGCACAACUUUUUACAGAGCUGACCAGCUUUAUUUUUCUUACAGAAAAAAAGCAAUUUUAAAUCGUCUUUAUGACUCUUGCCUUUUAAAGUAGUGUAUUCAAGUAAGUGUUCAGACUGGGGAGUGGGUGGCAGCCGUUCGUUUUUUUAAAUGCUAAGGAGACAAGGACUCUUAAAAGCACUUCUAUGUCACCUGUAACUAGAUUUGCCCCAAAGGAAUGAAUGGGAGGUUGCUGACCUGUUUGGAGCAUCAGACUCUGCAAACAUAUGCUCGAAGCAGUUUUGCUCAUAACCUGUCAAAGAAAAGACUGCUCAUUUGUGUUGCCGCUCUUAACUCAUGGGCACAAUUACAUUUAAUUUUGAACCAGAGUUUGGACAAAGACUUGGUCUACUACUCCCUAGAAUUUGGCAGUUGUAGGUCAAGAAGUAACUUUGUCUAACUCUUUUUUAAAUGCAGAUACUCCGCAUUUGAGUAUAGCUUGGCUCAAUUCAAAGAGGAAACCGAAUGGCUUAUUUUCUAAUUGAAUAACCAAAAAACAACAUCCUCUGCACCUACAAAUUGCAGGGUUUUUAAAACUUAACCAGUGUAUUUAGCAAUGCUACAUACUGUACAAAAGCCGUGUAAUAUAGGAAGCUGCAUAUUGCUAAGCAACAGUAUUGAAACCUGGGAAGCUUCCCAAGAGCAAGAAUGAGGUGUGUAUAUUCAUUUGUCAUCGCAACUAAUGCACUUUCUCUUCCUGUAAAAAUUAAAACACAAACUACCUUUGGCGUUAUGUAUAUAUAUAUAUAUAUUAAAAAAAGGCCUUUGGGCACACUUGGCGAGUCAACUCCUUCAGUGUACAAUGCAAUGGCCUGUAGGAAUCUAAUUUGUGGUGCAAUAUGUUUUGGAUUAAAACUUGAGGCUGAGUUAUUAUA
Molecule: messenger RNA, 4008 nt
Organism: Anolis carolinensis (green anole)
Lineage: Eukaryota; Metazoa; Chordata; Lepidosauria; Squamata; Anolidae
Gene: golga1
Product: golgin A1
Exons: 24
Coding region: 311-2734 (807 amino acids)
Cellular component (GO): Golgi apparatus
Source: RefSeq, a predicted model, not a curated record